AAUGGCAUGGCGUGUCGCAACCAUGGCCGGCCUCCUGCUACUCUUCCGGCGGCCGGACAGUCGAGCAUUCACGAGAUGGCGGCCGAGAGGAUCCGUGAGGCAGCUGUCCACCAGCCGCCCUGCGCUGAGGUUCCGGAGCUUCGCCGUUGGCCUGGAGAAGGUGUCUGCUGAAAAGGGGGACGGCUCGAAGCUCCGGAAGCUGCGACACCUCGAGGACGUCUUCAACUCGGUGGGCAAAGGAGACUUGCAGGAGAUGAAGGUGGCGCUCAAGCUGCUUCUGGGUCGCCUACCUCGGCUCCAGGUGGGCGGCGCGGUGCUUUUGGCAGCGGCAGAUGAGAUGGGCCUUGCGAGGAAAUCCCCCAAGGAGACCUUGGAGCGGUGGAUCAGCGAGGGCCAGGUGGCCGACAUCGGCGAAGGCUGGCAGAGGCUCUUGGAAGAGGAGAAGCUGCGGGAAACAGAUUGGACGCUGCAGGAAGUUUGGGACGCCUUGGGGGAGAUGGCGCGGCUGAAAUCCACCGGCGCCCAGUUGGCGCGCGCCCAGCUGGCCGCGCAGCUGGCGCUGGGCUGCGGCAGCUUUCCGGCGGGGGGCAAGUACAUCGCGCGGAUCCUGCUGGGCCAGGGCCUGGGCAUCGGGGCCUCGGGGAAGACGGUGGCCCUGGCCUUUGCGCGGCAGAGGCGGGUGCCCAACGGCGAGCGCCUGCUGGACAUGCUGGAAGUGAACCCAGACAUCGACGUCAUCGUGGAUAAGCUGAGCAGCGGAGAUUUCUUGGAGUCCCAACUCUUCUCGCCGAUCUCCCCGCAGCAAGCGCAGCCUGCGCGCAGUGUCGAGGAGGUUCAGAAGAAGAUGAAAGAGACGAAGGGCGGCUGGACGGCAGAGUGGAAGUACGACGGGGAGCGCCUGCAGAUCCACUUUGCCAGAUCCGAGAAGAUGAUGCUCUUCUCGCGGAAUCUGAAAACUGUCACGGAGCGGUACCCGCAGAUCGAGGAAGCGCUGGAAGAGCAGCAGCUGGAGAGCAUUAUCCUGGAUGCGGAGGUCGUGGCCGUGGAUGGAGACAGGAUCCUGCCCUUCCAGAUCCUUUCCCGCAGGCCGCGCAAAGCCACCGACCAGGACGACAGUUCUGCUGUGGCCAUCUAUGCCUUUGACUGCCUUUUCCUAAAUGGCGAGUCUUUGCUGCCGCUGAGCCUCCGUGAGAGGCAACAGAAGAUGCGCGAGGUGCUGGAGGAGAAAGGCAUGUUGAAGCUGGCGCAAGGGCGGCAAUUGAUGGAGGAAGGAGACCUGCAGCAAGCGCUGGAGGACUCCAUCGCGGCUUCCACCGAGGGUCUCAUGCUGAAGAGUCUCAGCGCUCGCUACAAGCCCGGGGCGCGGACGAGAGAGUGGAUGAAGCUGAAGAAGGACUACCUGGAUAGCAGCCUCAGCGACUCCAUCGACGCGGUGGUGGUGGGAGUGAAGCGCGGCCAGGGGCAACGCAGCCAGUACUACGGCUCCUACCUGCUCGCCGUGAGGAAGAGCACCCGGAAGCCCGCAAAGUACCAGACGAUUUGUGCUGUGGGUGGCCUCACCAACGAGAAGCUGGCGGAGUACUAUACGCAGUGCGAGCGCUUGGUGGGACGAGACGCCGAAAGCGCACCAAAGUUUUUGGAGACCUCUUCAGCGAUGUCUGAGUGGCUUUGGAUCCAGGACAUCUCCAAGGCGCCGGUGAUGGAAAUCACCGGCGCAGACCUGACGCUAUCCCAAACGCAUUCCUGCGCCAAGGGCGAUGUGGGAGAGGAGGACAGGGGCAUCGGGCUCCGAUUCCCGCGCGUGGUGCGCGCGCGCCCGGACAAGGGCGCAGAGCAAGCGACUACCGCGGCGCAGAUCAAGGACAUGUACCUGAACCAACCCUCGGUGCAGAGCGCCACAGGUGCGCGGACAGCGAAGGCAAAGAAGGCGAAGAGCAAAAGCUGCAAUCUGGGCUUCCGAAGGUGGCGCUUUUCCAAGAUGAAGAAAGUGAAGCUGGAGAUCCUCCAAGCAGCCCUCGACCAGGUGGACGCUGGGGCCAUGGUUCGCAGACACCGAUCAGAAGAGGUGCACGUGGCCUACGGGGGGGACUUGGACGUCCUCGAAGGGCUGAAGGCAUCGAUCAGCUCCUGCGUGGAGGCCUCCAAGAAGCCCGCCAAGCUGGUGAUCCACGUCAUGGCACAGAAGAAGCACAUGGCCCAGUUUCGGCACGAGUUGGGCCUGACUGAACAUGAGCGGGUGACGAAGAGCGGAGCAAGGAUCAAGCUGCACCAAAUCCCAGAAAAGAUCCUCCAGCUGGACACGGGGACCAUCUCAGAUGAAGUGGAAAAGCAGAGGGGGCAGCUGGAUGACCCAGAGGUCUACGCACGGAUCUACAUGGAUGAAAUUCUGCAGCUGACGGGUAUCGUGGUGUGGCUGGACGCGGACACCAUUGUCCAGCGAGAUGUCGGGGAGCUUUGCGAGAAGCUGCGACAAUCUGGGAAGACCGUUGGCUUCGUAGACCGUGAGAUGCGGAUGUUUCCAGGCUUCUUGACGGGGAAGUGCUACAACCAUUUGGGCAUCAGCUGGGAGAAGCUGAAGGACCUCACGGCCUACAACACCGGGGUCUACGUGGCCAACUUGGAGCGCUGGAAGAGGACCAAGGCGGCGGAGCGGUUCCAAGAGCUCGUGCGGGCGCACAACAGCUGCCCGGGGGGCAUUUGGAAGGGCGGGUCCCAGCCGCCUCUGACCCUCACCUUCCAGCUGCACCCAGAGGACUCCGAGGAGGACUUCACCCUCUUUGAGGAAAGCUGGAACACGGAUGGACUGGGGCUCGGGCACGGGCUGAGCGAGUCGGACUUGAAGCAGAAGUUUGUGCUGCACUGGAGCGGUUUGCACAAGCCCUGGAAGCAGAACGGCAACUACCGGGACUACUGGCGCUUCCGCUUUCCUGGCUGCGAAGGCGAGUCGGACCCCCAGGGCUUCUGCGUGGGCCGGGCCCACCGGCCCUCGGAGCGCCAGUUCGUGGCGGAGGUCUUAGCCAGGUGGCCCUCCUUCAGACCUUUGCAUCUCCACUCCCGACGCGUCUUCCGGCACGGGCUGACGCUGCCCGGAGACCCGGAGACCCGGCUUCAGCGAGGGGGGCUGCUCGGGGUGCAGGUCGGGCGUCGGGUCGAGUCUGUUUUUCCGGCUCUGGAGGCGAAGCGAGCCGAUCAGGUGACCACCGAGUUCCCCUGGAAGCGCUGGGGCCUGGACACGCGCCGCAAGGAGGAUGGGGACCUGGAGGCGCUGCGCAGCUUCACCCGGCGCGCCCAUCAGCUGCUGGCGCGGCAGCAGCACAAGGCCGUUACACGCCAUCGCAGCGUGAAGCAGGCCAGCGCCCAUGGCGCCGAAAGCCUCGGCUUGGCCCUCGCGGAGGCCGAGGAGCUGGAGGAGAUCUUGCGCCAGCACAGCCAGAGCUGUGGACACGAGGGGCCCGUCCGUCCAGAAAGCCGGCGGAGCGAGCGGGCGGAAGAGUUGCUCUUCAGAUGGGACAAGGAGGAGCAAGCGGCGCGACAAGAGCUGGCCGGGCUGAAGAGCAGCAUGGCGCAGGCGGCAGCGGAUUUGCGCUCAGGGCUUCGGCGCCUGAGUUGGGACGAGGAGGACAUCUUGGCCUCUGUGAUCCCGGAGCUUGCCCAAACCUGCGCCGACGCUCUGGAGGAGGCCCUUUCCAGCGACGCCGGGGGCAGCACUGCCACCGACGCCUCCGGCGCCGCGUCGCCGCAUGAGUCUUCGGAGGACUGGGCCGGGGCAGAGGCCCGUCUCUUCGAGACCUUGGCACAGACCACCACGGGGAAGCUUGCGGGCGGCGUGGAGGCGACGGGCGGCUUCGAGGAGGAGCCGGCGCUGCAGAAGCUCCUGGAGAGGAUCGAGGACCUGAGCCGCCGCAUCCAGGCGGAGGCCUCCAACUCCGACGUGGCGUCGGAGUCGGAGCUGGGGCUACCAGAGCUCGAGCGGCAGGUGCAGCGCCUGAUGGAGGAGAACCAAGCACUGGAGGAAGACUUGGCCCGCAGCAGAGAGGCGAUGUCUCUGCCUUCGGAACCACGCCUGACGCAAAGCAGCAGGCGGGUUUUGUUGGACCUGCGGAAGGAGCUCGCGGAUGGCUACGAGGCUCUCGCCUUCCUGUCGCUCGCCUCAGAGGGCCUGCCCUUGCCGCGGAAGGGUCCGGGCCCCGGGAAGAAGUCCCGAGCCUCCCUCGUGGCAGCCAUGCUGCCAUGGAAGCCGCAGCUGGGGAAGCUGCAGGCCUGGGCAUCGCUUCCGCGCGCGCCCAGCGGGUCGCUACUCUCCCCGGGGCCAGCUUUGGCCCGGGUUUCGCCGGUGGCUUCGCCGGCUUCGGGGCGCGGGCUACGAGGCCUCCUCGCGCCGGCCUUGGCCCUCGGAGCGGAGAAAGGACGGAGGUGCGGGCGUGGGCGCCACACGUUGAAGGCCUCGGAGCCUGAAGAGGCGGAGGCCGAGGUCUUCGGGGGGAAGUUGGAGGCGGAGGUCUUGGCCGCGGUGGAGGUGGUGCAGCAAGCGCUGCUGUUAGUGCAAGCUCUUGCCUGCGACAUGGAGGUGGCGCCCGCCUCGGCGGGCAAAGAGCUGGAGGCGUGCUACGUGACCGCCGGGGUGGCUGUGAAGGAAGGUGACUCGACCCCAGUCACGGCGGCGGACUACGCGAUCCAGGGCCUCGUGUCUGCGACGUUGAAGCGGCUGUUCCCCUCAGAUCGGUUCAUGGGCGAGGAGGAUGCCACCGAUCUGCGGGAGGACCCGGACCUUUGCGAGAUGGCCUUGGAUUUGUGCACCAAGUUCGGCGGGCCCAUGAGCCGCGAUAUCUUCUUGGCUGCGGUGGAUGCGGGGGUGGAGACGGACAAGGGCCAGCGCCGUGUGUGGGUGCUGGACCCCAUUGACGGGACCAAGGGCUUCGUGACGGGGGAGGGCUACGUGAUCGGCUUGGCGUUGCUGGUGGAUGGGGAGCCCAUCGUCGGCGUCAUGGGCUACCCAAACGCAACUACCACGCCGCCGAUCAUGGCAGCAGUGAAGGGCUGUGGCCUGCGCUGGUGGCCCAGCGAUGGGCCCAUGGCUCGCGUCGAGCCAUCUGAGCCCGAGUGGUCCGCAGGCCUGAGCUCCGCCUCUGACGAAGCGGAAGAGUGGCAAGGCGACUUUCCACCGUGGCUGGUGUCCCCGCAACUGGCUGGAGAGGAGUGCAGGCCAUUCGGCGAUGGCCCAUCUUCCCAUUUGUGCUGCGGCUCCAUGAUCAAGUAUUUCGCUGUAGCGGCCGGGAGCCAUUGCGGUUAUGUCCAGUAUGAGGAAGACCUGAAGACCUGGGACCAUGCCUGCGGCGUGAUCUGCGUGCAAGAGUCCGGGGGGGAAGUCACGGAUGGUGCUUCCAGACCAGUCCGCUUUCCUGGCCGCAGAUUUCGGGUCUACGGGGGCAUCGUGUCUUGCUCGCGAUGGACACCGCCAGCCAUCCGGCAUCGCCUGCGGAAGGCUGCAGCUGGAAAUGCGAAGGUGGGCU
Messenger RNA from Effrenium voratum, 5510 nucleotides. Lineage: Eukaryota; Dinophyceae; Suessiales; Symbiodiniaceae. The record is from the annotation of a GenBank genome assembly.